AGAACGAGUAAAAUUCUGGGAAUUUCGACAUUUGAAACUUCAUUCCUACAGUUUAAAUUCACAUAAAAUGGCCGAGAAGAAGACCGUCUACGAGACCUCGGAGGAGUACCCAGUCGUGGAUUCCUUCGAAGAUCUCGGACUAAAGGAGGAGAUCCUAAAGGGAAUUUUUGCCUAUGGGUUUGACAGGCCAUCAGCUGUCCAGCAGCGUGCCAUUAAGCCAAUCCUGGACGGAAGGGAUGUCAUUAUUCAGUCCCAGAGCGGUACAGGCAAAACUUGCGUAUUUUGCCUUGGAGCGCUUCAAACAGUCAAUUCAACUGUUAAAGAGACGCAGGUUCUGCUCCUGUCACCCACUAGAGAGUUAGCGGAGCAGUCUCAGAAGGUCUGCCUUGCCCUGGGAGACUACUGCAAUGUAGAAGUUCACUGCUGUAUUGGUGGGAAAAAGGUCUCAGAUGAUAUCAAGGCUCUGGAAUCCGGCGUCCAAAUUGUCUCUGGAACACCAGGAAGGGUCAACCAUAUGAUCUCGGAAAAGCACCUAAAUACCAGGAAUAUCAAGCAACUCAUCCUUGACGAAGCUGAUGAAAUGUUGAACAGAGGAUUUAAGGACCAGGUCUAUUCUAUAUAUCGCUAUCUACCACCAACCAUUCAAGUUGUUGUUGUCUCGGCCACUCUACCUCAUGAGGUCAUAGAGAUCACAAACAAGUUCAUGAACAACCCGUUCAAAGUAUUGGUAAAACGUGAUGAACUUACACUAGAAGGAAUCAAGCAAUUUUUCAUUUCCAUCGAAAAGGAGCAAUGGAAGUUUGACACUCUUUGUGAUCUUUAUCAGUCACUAAUAAUCACUCAAGCUGUAAUCUUCUGCAACACCAAAGAAAAGGUUGAAUGGCUCUCUAAAAAGAUGCAAGAUGCCAACUUUGAGGUUGUGAAAAUGCACGGUGAAAUGUCUCAGAAGGAACGCAAUGAUAUUAUGCAACGGUUUAGAAGGGGAGAAUCGAGAGUAUUGAUAUCCACAGACCUUUGGGGAAGAGGUCUUGAUGUCCAACAGGUCUCGCUCGUUGUAAACUAUGAUCUUCCAAACAGUCGUGAGAAUUAUAUUCACAGAAUUGGACGUUCUGGAAGAUAUGGUCGCAAAGGAGUUGCAAUCAACUUUGUAAAGGAUGAUGAUAUUCGCAUUUUAAGGGAUAUUGAACAGUAUUAUUCCACUCAAAUUGAUGAAAUGCCCAUGAACAUUUCGGAACUGCUUUAGAUUUUAAAUCGCAAA
Messenger RNA from Theileria equi strain WA, 1258 nucleotides. RefSeq names its product eukaryotic translation initiation factor 4A, putative. NCBI's taxonomy places the organism in Eukaryota, Apicomplexa, Aconoidasida, Piroplasmida, Theileriidae. The coding region runs from base 68 to 1243 and encodes 391 amino acids. Gene Ontology annotation, cellular component: catalytic step 2 spliceosome; nucleolus. The transcript is spliced from 6 exons. The record is from RefSeq and is a predicted model, not a curated record. Gene Ontology annotation, molecular function: ATP binding; RNA helicase activity; mRNA binding.